AUGAUAAGAACUCAUGUUGCUGGAACAAUUGCCGGAAAAAGAUACGGUGUUUCAAAGAAAGCCAAAGUUGUAGCAAUCAAAGUUUUGCGAUCAAAUGGAUCUGGCUCAAUGUCAGAUGUGAUAAAAGGGAUAGAAUUCGCCACAGAAUUAUAUUUAGAAGAGGUUACUAAAGCUCGCAGAGAGCGUAGACGUUUCAGAGGUGGUGCUGCAAAUAUGAGUUUGGGAGGUGGUAAAAGUCAAUCAUUGGAUCUUGCCGUUGACGCAGCUGUAGAUAAUGGGCUUAUUUUUGCGGUAGCAGCUGGUAACGACAAUAAAGAUGCUUGUAAUUAUUCUCCAGCCGCUUCACAAAAGGCAAUCACAGUUGGUGCUACAACUGUUGGAGAUGAACGUGCCUGGUUUUCAAAUCAUGGACAAUGCGUAGAUGUGUUUGCCCCAGGUCAAGACAUUACAUCAACAUGGAUCGGCUCAAGUACAGCCACAAAUACCAUUUCUGGUACAUCAAUGGCAUCUCCACACGUCGCUGGUCUGGUUGCUUAUUAUCUUUCAAUCGAGCCAGAACGUGACUCUGAUUACUUCACCUUAACAUCAUUAGCAACACCUGAAAAGGUGAAAUCUAAUAUUAUUAGAUUUGCAACAAAAGACGCUAUAGAAGCGCCUCUCCCUCCUAAUACACCAAACUUGUUAAUUUUUAAUAGGUACAAAUGA
Molecule: messenger RNA, 705 nt
Organism: Entrophospora sp. SA101
Lineage: Eukaryota; Fungi; Glomeromycota; Glomeromycetes; Entrophosporales; Entrophosporaceae
Source: the annotation of a GenBank genome assembly